This is a messenger RNA of Heteronotia binoei (common prickly gecko), 767 nucleotides long. RefSeq names its product neuropeptide VF precursor (gene NPVF). NCBI's taxonomy places the organism in Eukaryota, Metazoa, Chordata, Lepidosauria, Squamata, Gekkonidae. The record is from RefSeq and is a predicted model, not a curated record. The transcript has 2 exons. Gene Ontology annotation, biological process: neuropeptide signaling pathway; negative regulation of gonadotropin secretion. The coding region runs from base 18 to 542 and encodes 174 amino acids. Gene Ontology annotation, molecular function: signaling receptor binding.
AAUACAAUUUAAGAAACAUGAGAAUUAUCUCAGUGAACAGGUUUCUUUUAUUUACUUUAGCCUCAUGUUUCCUUUUAGCACCAAAAAUCAUUUGCCUUGAUGAAGCAGUCAUGACCAGUUUGCAGAGCAGAGAAGAGUACAGCGAUAACUAUUCAGAGUCUAAUGAAGACAUAGAAGAAAAGCAGAGACAUCUGAACCUUGAUGAGCUAAAGAACUGGGGAUUAAAGAACAUUGUGAAGAUGAGCAUGCCUACAGUGAACAAGAUGCCAAGUUCAGUCGCUAAUUUGCCUCUGAGGUUUGGUAGAAAUUUUCAGGAAGAAAGAAGCAUCAAGCCAGCAGCCAACCUGCCCCUCAGGUUUGGAAGGGCAUUUGAAGGCAUCCUUUCAAGUUAUACCCUUCCUUUCACACACAGGUUUGAGAGAGCUCCUUUUGUUCAAAGCUCCAUCCAUUCUCUUGCUAACUUGCCACAAAGGUUUGGAAGAUCCCUUCUCUUCAUCCUACCUCAAGAGAUCCAACAGUCUGAUCAAGAAACCAACAAGUAAAUAUGUCUGAUUUGUAUAGUGCUUAAUUCACUGACAUGCUUUAUAAAGCAACUUAUAACAAUAUCAUUGUAAUAUCUGUUUGUGUUAGUUGCCACCUACUGGUUAAAUGGUAGAUACUUUUGUAUAGCAGAUUAGGCAUGCUCCUUGGGAAGCCAGGGCUUGUGUAGUGGUUUUCUAAGAUGGAUGCCUGUCUGUGUCCGUAUGUGACUCAAAUAAAAUAGUUAU